CUCCGCUGGUCUAACGUGCGUCCCUAACGUCGGCUUUAUCAGAAGAAUCGUUGCCCAUAUCGAGACCCACAGAGCUCGAUAUGGCCUCCUCAGCCUCCCAUUGUCUUCGCUUCAAUUCUUGUGCUUCCUUCUCUGUUUCGUUUCUCUUAUCUACUCCGUUCGACCCUUACCCUAGAUCCGGUCAGCCUGUUCUGCCGACUACGAGAGACUUCACUAACCACCUUCUUCGCUUCUCCUAGCCUUUCAUGCAUUACCUCCGCGAUGCUCUCGCUGCGGGAUUUUGUUUCCCGCGUCUCAAUCCUCGACUGCCCCUUCAAAUUGAGUAAUGAAUGUUACGGCGGAAUUUUCCGGCUGAGCCGCCGGAGGCGGAGGAGGAGAGUACUCAUUGGCUUUCUAUCCAGUGACGCUUGCAGAAGGAGUUGGAAAUGCUUAUCAGUGUGCAGAAAAACUGGUAAUUUGAACUCCGGUUUGGUCCAUCCCGUCCAGUUAAGUUCGGCGAAGAGGAGCGCCAGGGCGCAGAGGCUGUUAGUCGGCAUGAAACUCUCCGGUGAGCUUGGCGGCCCAGGCGGCUGCAGGGAGGAUGCAGCCGCGGUAGGCUCCGAGCAUGUGCGGAUGGAAUCGGCCAAUUUUACGAGCUACGUGGAGGAUCCUCUAGUGGACAAGCUGAGGUCGCAGCUUGGGGUCAUCCAUCCGAUACCUUCGCCUCCCAUCAAUCGGAAUAUUGUGGGUUUCUUUGUGCUCUUCUUUUUCAUUGGGGUUAUGUUUGAUAAGCUGUGGACCUCAAGGAGGUCGAGUAAGUCAGUUCGGGAGGAUCGAGCAGGGACGUGGCCGCAGGUGCCAACUAGCUUCUCGAUGUUUCUCGAGAAGGAUCUGCAGCGGAAGGAGUCCGUGGAGUGGGUUAAUAUGGUAUUGGGAAAGCUGUGGAAAGUUUAUCGACCUGGGAUUGAGAAUUGGAUCAUAGGGCUUCUUCAGCCGGUGAUUGAUAAUCUCCGAAAACCUAGUUAUGUGCAGAGAGUGGAGAUUAAGCAGUUUUCACUUGGCGAUGAGCCUUUAUCGGUUAGGAAUGUGGAGCGGAGGACUUCUCGGCGGGUCAAUGAUUUGCAGUACCAUAUUGGACUUCGUUAUACUGGUGGAGCUCGCAUGUUGCUCUCCUUAUCCUUGAAGUUUGGUAUCAUUGUCAUUGUUGUUCCUGUUGGUGUUCGUAAUUUUGAUAUUGAUGGGGAACUUUGGGUUAAACUACGAUUAAUAGCUACAGAACCCUAUGUUGGUGCUGUAUCAUGGGCUUUUGUUUCCCUGCCAAGGAUUAAGAUUGAGCUGUCACCCUUUCGUCUGUUCAACCUUAUGGGAGUACCUGUUGUUUCAAUGUUUCUGAAAAAACUUCUUACGGAGGAUUUGCCUGGACUUUUUGUUCGUCCGAGAAAGAUUGUCCUUGAUUUCCAGAAGGGCAAAGCUCUUGGUCCUGUUACAGAUAACUUAAAAGCUGAUACAACUGAAGAAGGAAACAGAGAUUUUGUUGGGGAGUUAUCUGUGACUCUUGUUGAUGCUCGCAAACUUGCUUUUCUGAGAAUUGGUAAGACGGAUCCUUACGUUGUUUUAAGACUAGGCAAUCAAGUGAUUCGAAGUAAAAAAAACAGCCAAACAACUGUCAUUGGGCCACCAGGGGAGCCAAUCUGGAAUCAAGAUUUUAUUCUAUUUGUUGCAAACCCUAGAAAGCAGAGAUUGCAAGUUGAAGUUAUAGAUUCUUUUGGUUUCAGUGAUUUCAGACUUGGAGCAGGGGAGGUUGAGCUUGUAUCUCUUCAAGAUACUGUUCCCUCUGAUAGGAUUGUAACUCUGCGAGGUGGUUGGAGAUUUUUUGGAAGGCAGUCAGCGGGGGAGAUAUUACUUCGUCUGACAUACAAAGCAUAUGUUGAGGAUGAAGAAGAUGAUUGGGUAGAAAAGGUUGAAAGUGAUUCAUCUGAUGAUGAGGUCUCAGAUUAUGAUCAAGCAAGUAACCUUUCUGGAGAACGUGGAAGUAGUCCUAAUUAUGCAAGGGAGAGGGAGUCUUUUAUGAAUGUUCUGGCUGAGUUGCUUGUUAGUGAGGAAUUUCAGGGCAUAGUGGCAUCUGAAACGGUUAAUCCCAAAACAUUUGAAGAGUCAUAUUCUCCUCGAUCUACUACUUCAACAGAAGGUGUCCCCAAUGCUGAAAAUUCCCCGCUAAAGCCAUUGACUGCCUUGGUUGAUUCUAAUGGUUUGGUUCUAGUAUGGCUUUCUGUUAUAACAAGUAUAGCUUUGUUGAUUGCUUUUAAUGUGGGCGGUUCUGGUUACUUUAAUCCUUAGUUUAACAUGGAGAAAUGUCGUUAAAUCAGGAUCAGGAACGGUUUUGGUUUUCGAUCGAUCGGUGUAUAAAUUAGAGAGGUCCAAGCUAUAGCUACAUUAGUUGUGGACUUGUACUGCAGGGUACAUUAGAGGAACAUGCUCAUUACAAAGUCAUUUUUGUUCAUGUUCUCAUUAAUUUCUCCUCUACAUCUAUCUAAUCAUUGUAUUUAUGGAAUUUUUUCAAAUAUACCAUUAGAGGCAAAUUUUAUUGGUUUUUCUCAGCAGAUGCUAGCAUCUCCAUUUUCAAGAGCAUUGAAUCUGCUUCUACGCUAAAAACUCCGAACGUAGAGGGCGAUAAUGACAGCCAUCUUUUAGCAUUUUCAUUUCCUCCACUACUUGUUAAAUGCAAAUAAUUUUCAGAAUUUUCUUAACACUGAUCCGAAAGUAGUUUU
This is a messenger RNA of Phalaenopsis equestris, 2747 nucleotides long. RefSeq names its product extended synaptotagmin-2-like. The coding region runs from base 262 to 2316 and encodes 684 amino acids. The record is from RefSeq and is a predicted model, not a curated record. The transcript has 9 exons. Gene Ontology annotation, molecular function: lipid binding. NCBI's taxonomy places the organism in Eukaryota, Viridiplantae, Streptophyta, Magnoliopsida, Asparagales, Orchidaceae.